CGGCCACUCUCCCUCCCCUCCCAGCCUCCCUCACUAUCAAUCUCACCCUUAUUCCCAUGCACACGUUGAACCGGUUCAGUGUCAGUGUGUGGACCGUGUAAACACUACCUUUGGGAUCCGUUUUUCUCUGGAUUAUAGUCGGUUUUUUUCUGCGGCUGCGCCCGGUGUGCGGUGCAGAGUUGAAGAGGACUGCUGUUACCCCACACGCAGGACAAAGAAAACGGGGGCAAAUUAAGGGGGAAAAGACAGAAGAAAAAAGGAAUGAAAAUGGAUAAGUGUCUCCUCAUGGUGGUCGUCGGUGUUUUAAUGCUCGGUGGGUGUUCGGCCCGGAUGGUGACGGUUUCUCCGGGUCCUUUAAUUCGGGUGGAGGGUCAGCCGGUCUCCAUCAGAUGUGAGGUCGCUGAAUACAGCGGGCCUAGAGAGCAGGACUUCGAGUGGAUGAUGACCAGGGUGACAAUCGGGACGAGGAUAAAGAUAAUCUCCACGUUCGACGCCGGGUACUCCGACCCGUCGCUCAGCCAACGCGUCGCAUCCGGAGACAUUUCGGUGGAGCGUCUCCUUGACUACCAGGUGGAGCUGAAGAUCGCCGAGGUGAAGACGACGGAUGCCGGUUUCUACUGGUGUCAAACGCCGAGCACCGACUCUGUGAUCAGCGGAAACUACGAGGCUCUGGUCCAACUCACUGUGAUCCCCAACACCCUCCAGGUCUCCCCUCUGACUCCGCCCCCAGUGGUCUCUGAAGGAAGUGACCUCACCCUCUCCUGUAACGUCACCCGGACCCUCACCCACCCCACCUACCUGUCCGUCACCUGGUCCGUGAAGAGGGGUGCCACCUCCGAGGACAUUUUGGCAUUUGGCCCUCAGGGGGACGUCGUCACGGGGGCCAAGUACGCCCGACGAUACGCCGACGGAGGCAUCCGAUUGGUUCCCGGGAAGAACGGAGUGUUUGAGCUGGUGAUUUCCAGAGUGACGUCGACUGACGAGGGGAUUUACGAGUGCAACGGCACCGAGUGGACGCACGAGGACGGAGGGAACUGGAUACAAAUCGUGGAGAGCAUGAAAGAGAUGGGAACUGUGGCUGUGACCCCGACAGGUCAGUCCCUCAGCGUGAAGGCUUCCUCCUCUUCCUCCUCUUCGUCUCUCCUCCUCACCCCCGGCGAGACGCUGACCCUCCUCUGCUCCGUCGCCGCGGACAACCUGCCCUCCGUCUCCCUGGAGGUGAGCUGGCUGGCGGACGGGCGCGACCUCAUCACCAUGGAGCGCAGCGGCGUAGUGAUCUCCAACACCUCGUCCUCUGGAGGAGCGCUGGGGAACCGGGGGGAGGCGAGUCUGGAGAGGACGGGAGGAGGGGAGUACAGACUCGGGGUGAGGGGGGUCAGCGGGGAGGACGGGGGGGCGUACACCUGCCGAAUCAGAGCCUUCAUCGAGAAAGGAGGGAGGAGCUCUGGAGGAGGCGGGAGGUGGCACAUGGCGGCGGAGAAAACAUCCAGCGCCGUGACAGUGAAGGUGGCGCAGAUCAAACCCAGCUUCACGGUGACCCUUGAGGCCAUCUCGAACCCCCAGAUGACAGCUGAACCCACAGAGCUGGCGUGUCAUGUGACCAACAUUACCCAUCUGCCCCUGGGAGGUCGCCUGGGGGUCACUUGGGGUCACACCACACUUCCUGGUUUAGUGGGCGGGCCUCAGACCUCUAAUUCCAUUGGCUCUCUGGAUGGCUAUGGCAACCUGAUGCCUGGAGCGAUGUAUUCUGAUAGGCUGAAGAGCGGCGUGAUGUCACUGACCAGAGUCCAGCCCGACACGUUCAAACUGCGAUUCCUCCGAACACAGGAGAUCGAUAUGGGCCAGUAUGUCUGCACGGUGUCAGCGUGGAGCGUGAGCAGCCAGGGCGACAUGAUGAACACGGGAGAGGCUCAGAGUGCACCUCUCGCUGUACGAUGGGACACCAAACGUCCCACUCUCAACGUCGUGGCCAAACGGCUCCGUGAAGCCUCGGUGGGCGGGGCUACUUUUGAGAUGAGCUGCGCCGUGGCAACAGAGAACCUCGGGGAGGCGGGCUACUCGGUGCUCGUCCAAUCACAGGACAGCCUGGAGGGCAAUGUGAGGACCAUCAUGACCCUCAGCCCCGACAACGUCCUGCAGCACGGAGGGGCCACGGACCCCAACCGGAGAGACAGUCUGGUUCUGACUAAGUCGGGUCCGGCAGAGUUUCGGUUUCGCCUGGCGGGCGUCCAGCUGUCCGACCGAGGUUUCUACUGGUGCGACAUCACGGCCUGGACCAAGCAGCAGCCGGGCCACACCUGGACCAGAGCCACCAGCGCCGAGUCCAACAAGGUCAAGGUCGACUUCCAGGAGAACGGCCCCUCCUUCUCCGUGGCCAUCCAAUCGGACGGCACCAAUGUGUAUCCGUGGGAAACGGCCAAGAUGGAGUGCUCUCUCAGCGUCUCCGGAUCCUCCCCGAAGACCAGAGCGCACACAGAUGACCUGGCGUACGAGGUGCGUUGGUUUUUCACGCGGCUGCGCGGCGGCCAGACGACCAAUCAGAUUGCCAGCGUGGACCGCUUCGGCGUGGUGACGAAAGACGACCGAAACUCCUCCAGCGACAUCUCCAUCGAGCGCACAGACACACACACCUACCUGCUGAACAUCCACGGCACUCAGGACAGUGACAGUGGGGAGUAUCACUGCGUGGCCACUCCCUGGUACCUCUCCGCCUCCACUGGGUCCUGGACUCAAGCCGCAGAGCUGACCUCGUCCCGAAUCUUCCUCACAGUCAAAUUCGCUGUGUGGGAAUCCCUACAGUUACCUCUCUUAUAUGGAGUAUCAGCCUCAAUAGGUGUGGGCCUCUUCUCUCUGGUCUUCGGACUGGUUUGCGCCCACUGCUGCUGCCGUAACACCAUGCACACUCCUCGCUCACGCAACAAGCUGAUGGACCUGGAGAUGGACUGACACACAGUUUCCCCCGCACCCACACACUGCAGCGCUCACAGGAAAACACCCCUCACACACACCAGACACACGCCCAAAGACGAUUUCUGGGACACCAAGUUGUUUCCAAGCGACGGACGUUGGGAGUAAAACAAAAAAACCUGACUUUAGGAGGUGUUUCUUCAGCUCUGCAGUGGAGGAGCAGGGGGAUUUUUUUUACAAGCAGCAAUGGGACUUCGAUUUCUGUGAAGAUCCGUUGGAAUCUGUGGCGCUUCCAGUGAUUUUUUUCACCGAGAUAUUUGCUCCCUGUUAAGACCAUAGCACUCCAAGAAACUUUUUUUGAGGUAACACUGCCACUUGGGAAUAAAGGACCACUAAACCUGCCUCUAGAGAUAACAAAUGAAGCGCACAUGCUGGACUAUUUCUUCUUCUUCCAAUGCCAAGAGCACCCUGUCUUUGUUCCCUGUUGAAGUUUCUGUUUUGGAGGAAGCACAGACAUUUUCUCUUUGGGCUCAUGGAAGUUGUUAUGCAUCAGCGCCUCAGCAUUUCCUUGUUUAGUCACAAAGUUAUUUUGUAUUUGCAGAGACUGGUGGUUUAUGCAGCCUGAGCCUUAUUGCUGUCACGGAGUAAACGCCAACGUGUCUCCCACAUGAGAGGUAUUGCACUACAGCCACCACCCCAGAGUAUUCCUACCUUAACAGAAAAGGACGAGAUGUACUUUUAUUCUCUACUCUAGUUUUUUGAAAAUUAAGAGAUUUUAAAAAGACAUUUUUAAGCUUUACGAGGAGAUAUGCAGUUAGUGUGUUUGUGUGUGAGAUAUACUGUACGUGGUGCCAAUAUUUGAAAUUAUCGGAGGUGCGCUCGCUUCAUAUCGCCGGGUCAACACUUGAACUGCCGCUAACAGUGGCGACAGCAAGCACUCUUCUUUUAUAGAUAUUCAGAAAUGUAUCCUGCUGUUUUUAUCAGAGUCUCGUGUGUGUUUGUGCGAGUGCCGUGAGACAAAGAGUCGCAUGUACUGUUUUAUAACGACAGAGUGGUGUCAACACAAGCCUUUUCCUGGGUUACAUGUUAGUGACAUGAAAGUCUGCAGAUCUCUCAACCUAGCCGUCACUUAUCUGGACUCUCAUGUCUUCCAGCUGUGAGCAACAUGAGUAUAUUACACAGGAAAACCAUGCAUGUUCCCAAGUGUCACUUCUGCUCUUUAAAGGAAUAGUUAAACAUUUUGGAGAAGCUGUUUAUUUGCUUCAAUAAGAAGAUCAAUGUCAUGCCUGUGCAUUGAGUACAGAGUGAGACUCCAGGUGUGGUUAGCAUGAAGACAGAAAGCGGGUGGAAACAGCUAGCCUAGCUAUGUCAAAAGCUUAGAAAAAUGCAGCUAUAAAUAUGUCUUGGCCUGGAUAAUGGUUAAACUGUCCAUCAAGGAAAAAUGUUUUAGCAUGUUAGCAAGAUAACAUGUGUUAACUAGGUUGGUAUUGAAAUACUGCUUCCAGUCUUUAUGCUAACUAGACUAGCAAUAAGAGCAGAUAAGCUCAUUUCCCAAAAUGUUCCACUAUUUUAUAAACAUCACAUGACUUGAAUGAGUUCAAAGGGCAGUUAACAUUUUAAUAUAUCCUCCCGUUUUCAUUUGAGUUAAGCUAGGCUACCAGUCCCCAACUAUUUCAAGCCUUAGAGCUCAACAAAUUGCUAACUAUCUCGAAACAUAACUAGAAAAUGAUCUGAGAUGUUUCGUCUCUUUGAUUGAAAAGUGUUCCUUUGCACUUAGCAGCCAAAACAAAAGCAUCUGAUCAGCUGUUCCCAACAUCAAUGAGCAUCUGUUGAGUCUCUGAGGUGUUUUUACAGCAAACGGAUGAAUUGUUGUAUCAUGUUGACUGCUGUGUGAACACACACUCACAGAUCCAGCGACAACACACACACACACACAAAGUGUCCAACACCCAGCGGGGUCCAAACGGCCUGUUAGUAACAAGAUGAGCCAGGCUGUCCCUCAUCACUGAGCCCCGUUUGGUGUUUUUAAAUAGUUCUAAAAGGUAUUUUAAGCAACUGUAUGAGCAAUAUCAGGCUGUAGUCAGGUCACAGCUCGUAUUAAGAUGUACUGUUCAUAACAUAUUCUACCCUAAGUCAAAGUUUAUUACGAGGGUGUUUUCUGAUUGGACGUUACAUAUUCAAACCAUCGCUCUGAAAUUGGCCAAUGCAGAAUUUUAUCCAAUCAGGACAAGAUGCCCAAAUCCAUAAAUAUCUCCCCUUAUGAUACUCAAAGUGUUAUUCAUAGCAUAGCAUCCUACAAUUAAAGCGAUAGCAAUAUGUUCUUCAGUUAGGGACAACAAGGGGUCAAGCUGAGACCCUUUUGAGAGGUCUUGAUUGACAGUUACUUCAGAAACUUCCAAUAACAUAAACAGAUCUAUGUGUGUGUGUGCCUCUCUGUUGCAGUGUUCAAAUUGGUUUUAACAUUAUAAUUAACACACACACAUUUACAUUUACACAGGUGAAUAACACACACACACACACACACACACACACACACACACACACAGGUAGCAUCGAUACACACCACUGAACAUGCCACUGCAAGGUUUCCCCAGUGUCCUUUCAUUUUCUCAUUUGACUGCAAUGAGUAUGAUGAAUCAUGUUUUUUAUUUUAAAUAAAUAGAUUUGUAAGAUGUA
Trematomus bernacchii (emerald rockcod) is the source of this 5583-nucleotide messenger RNA. RefSeq names its product prostaglandin F2 receptor negative regulator. The transcript is spliced from 15 exons. The record is from RefSeq and is a predicted model, not a curated record. NCBI's taxonomy places the organism in Eukaryota, Metazoa, Chordata, Actinopteri, Perciformes, Nototheniidae. The coding region runs from base 262 to 2946 and encodes 894 amino acids.